AUGGAUAACUUGUGUUGCUUCAGUUCUGUCUAUUCUCAGGUUGUAGGAGGGCGAUCUUCAUGUAGCUCCGGCAAGGGUAGGAGCCAUCAGGGCCCAGUCAAGUAUGGCUUUAGCCUAGUAAAAGGAAAAGCAAAUCAUCCAAUGGAAGAUUUUCAUGUUGCAAAAUUUGUGCACUCCCAGGGCCAUGAACUUGGACUGUUUGCCAUCUAUGAUGGGCACUUGGGAGACAGUGUGCCUGCCUAUCUUCAGAAGCAUUUGUUUCCGAAUAUCUUAAAGGAUGAGGAGUUUUGGACUGAUCCCAACAGGUCCAUUUCGAAAGCCUACGAGAGAACAGACCAGGCAAUUCUAUCGCAUAGUCCUGACUUGGGACGAAGGUGGAUCUACUGCAGUUACCGCAAUUCUCAUAAAUGGCCACAAGUUAUGGAUUGCCAAUGUUGGAGACUCACGAGCAGUUCUUUCAAGGAGAGGGCAGGCAGUACAGAUGAGCAUUGA
Prunus armeniaca (apricot) is the source of this 492-nucleotide messenger RNA. The record is from the annotation of a GenBank genome assembly. Lineage: Eukaryota; Viridiplantae; Streptophyta; Magnoliopsida; Rosales; Rosaceae.